Molecule: messenger RNA, 823 nt
Organism: Mugil cephalus (flathead mullet)
Lineage: Eukaryota; Metazoa; Chordata; Actinopteri; Mugiliformes; Mugilidae
Exons: 3
Coding region: 110-823 (237 amino acids)
Source: RefSeq, a predicted model, not a curated record
UGAAGUCCUACAGCCAUUUGCCAAGGUCACCGAUCUUACUCAGGGUGUGAGGAUUGUGACCAUCAGCUCUGUCCUCCCCUGUGUAUUAUCACUAAACCAUUUGGAGAAAAUGAAAAAGCAAGUGCGCUUUCUGGGAAGCAUGAUCCAAAGCCUGCAGUGCUCUCUCAAGAAAAGAUUCCGGGGGAUAUUUGUUAACGUGAAAAUGUCAUCAGCAGCACCGGCUGGAGAAGAGCUGCCAUUUGCAGACCCACUCUACAUCAGAGCAACUGUCCUGGACCCAGCAUUCUCCAUGAUGUGGCUUCAGCAUGACGUGCUUGUCACUGAUGACAUAAAGAAUGACAUUGCUGAUAUGGUGAAAGAUCUGAUUCUACACAUGGUGCCACCUGGCACAAUACUCCAGAGUCCUGAAUACCAAGAGGAAGAAAGGCAGCAGGAACAGGGCUCUGGGUUAUUUUCAGAGUACAGAAAACGUCGCAAGCAGGACACAACCAGUAGUCCAGAGACACAAUUGAAUAACUAUUUUGGCCUUUGUUAUUGCCCUCUACCAAACCCAAGCACUAACCCAGCCAUUCCAGGCCCCGAAACUGAGCCAUCUUUUCCAGGCCUCAGCACUAACCCAUCCAGCACCAACCCAACCAUUUCAGGACCCAACACUGACCCAGCUGCUCCAGGCCCAAGCAAGCCAGCCACCUCCACCAACACAUUAACUCCAGAGGACAUUAGGCCUUACCCAAAAGCUGGUCCAAGAAAACAAGUUAACCAGCAGAGAAAAAAAGGGAAAAACUGCUAUUCUCACCGACACACCCGUGAAGGAGGCACUUGA